UAGCUACGUACACACCAGUUUCAUGCCCCGCCUACAUUGGACGUUUACGUGUAUGAUCCGGAAGCAGUACUUUUUACUUUCUGUUGACACGUAGCAGAGAAGCUGGAAGUGUAGGUUGGUACUGUAAAGAGGAACGGUCUAGACGGGCUCUGCAAUGUCAGGCUUUGACAACAUCAACACAGACUUCUACCAGACCAGCUACAGCAUAGAUGACCAAGGGCAAGCCGCGUAUGGCUACAGUAACGCUGAAGAUCCCUACAACAAGCCCUACAACCAGUAUGAGUACGCCCAGCAAGGGGGGUACGCUGCGCCCCCCCCAGGGAUGAUACCGCCCCAGCAGCCUUACACGGGACAGAUCUACCAGCCCACGCCGGCCUUCACCCCCGCCUCCACCCAGUCCGUCUACGGCAGCAGCUUUGACGAGGAGCCCCCCCUGCUGGAGGAGUUGGGGAUCAACUUUGACCACAUCUGGCAGAAGACGCUGACGGUGCUGCACCCCCUGAAGGCGGCGGACGGCAGCAUCAUGACGGAGACGGACCUGGCGGGGCCCAUGGUCUUCUGCCUGGCCUUCGGAGCCACGCUGCUGCUGGCGGGGAAGAUCCAGUUUGGCUAUGUGUACGGUAUCAGUGUCAUGGGCUGCCUGGGCAUGUACUGCCUGCUGAACCUGAUGAGCAUGACGGGCGUGUCCUUCGGCUGCGUGGCCAGCGUGCUGGGCUACUGCCUGCUUCCCAUGAUCCUCCUCUCCAGCUUCGGCGUGGUCUUCUCCCUGCAAGGCAUGCUGGGAAUAGUCCUCACAGCCCUCAUCAUCGGCUGGUGCAGCCAAUCGGCGUCCAAGAUCUUCAUCUCGGCCCUGGCCAUGGACGGGCAGCAGCUGCUGGUGGCGUACCCCUGCGCCCUCCUGUACGGGGUGUUCGCCCUCAUCUCCGUCUUCUGAGGGGGGGGCAGGGGGCGCGGGGGUGGGGACCAGGACCAGGACCAGGACCGGGACCGGGACCAGGACCGGGAAACAGCCCACAGACCCACAGACACGGUUAAACUGUAGGACAGGAAGAGCAGGUGUGCCCCCACCCCCACCCCACCCCACCCUACUCCACUCCACUCCACCACCCCUAAAAUGAGGGGGGAGGGCACCAAAACUGUCCCACACAUUCCAGCUUUUCUGGCCGCUCCAACGUCACGAACUUUCCCUGGUGUUUCUGGGGCCCAACGUAACACAACACAACACAACGUAACACAACGUCAGAGUGAACUCCGCCGUAUCGCACGUACAGUAUGAAAGCGUACGUUACUGUAUAAUUAUGUCCGCUUGGAGCGAUGUGGCCUGCGGUAAUGGUUUCCACCUGUGCUGUGUACAUCUGGAGAUCCAGGGGUGGUGUUCACUCUCGCCAACGUAGUGCUUUAUCUUUUAGUCAUUCCUGGCGUUUUUUUUUCUUUUUGUUUUCCAAAAAGUAAUUCCAGCUCAUAGUUGUAUCAGAAUCUGAAAUUGGUAGCCCGUGCACAAGACCCUAAAAUAUUUAAUAAGACAGCUUCUUGUGGUGGUUAGACGAAAUUGGCCGUUGAGUUAAUUUUGAGAAUUUGUUAACAUUGCAGGAUAACAAGUUUUGUUCUAUUUACUGUCGAAGCAAAUAGUCAUGUUUGACAGCUGUUUCUCUCAUUUGGGGUUUAGCAUGACCUGGAAUGUUCCGCAAGAAGCGAAACAACCCAAAACAAAUUAACCAAAUUCUAAUUUCUUUAUACUCCUUUCCUUCAGUGUUCAUGCUCAAUGUUUCAAAUGAACAUUCCUUUUACAGUGUC
Molecule: messenger RNA, 1794 nt
Organism: Anguilla anguilla (European eel)
Lineage: Eukaryota; Metazoa; Chordata; Actinopteri; Anguilliformes; Anguillidae
Gene: yipf5
Product: Yip1 domain family, member 5
Exons: 6
Coding region: 155-934 (259 amino acids)
Biological process (GO): endoplasmic reticulum to Golgi vesicle-mediated transport; vesicle fusion with Golgi apparatus; regulation of ER to Golgi vesicle-mediated transport
Cellular component (GO): trans-Golgi network; membrane
Source: RefSeq, a predicted model, not a curated record